This is a messenger RNA of Lemur catta (Ring-tailed lemur), 2134 nucleotides long. It is a transcript of the gene PRPS1, whose product is annotated as phosphoribosyl pyrophosphate synthetase 1. Gene Ontology annotation, molecular function: ATP binding; ribose phosphate diphosphokinase activity; magnesium ion binding. The transcript is spliced from 7 exons. Lineage: Eukaryota; Metazoa; Chordata; Mammalia; Primates; Lemuridae. The record is from RefSeq and is a predicted model, not a curated record. Gene Ontology annotation, biological process: purine nucleotide biosynthetic process; 5-phosphoribose 1-diphosphate biosynthetic process; ribonucleoside monophosphate biosynthetic process. The coding region runs from base 193 to 1149 and encodes 318 amino acids. Gene Ontology annotation, cellular component: ribose phosphate diphosphokinase complex; cytoplasm.
GCGGGGUGUGGACUUCCCUGCUAACCCCGCCCCCCGGCUCUGGAUAAUUUAGAGCCGCGCGCGGGGCGGGAAUGUAAGAUGGCGGAGUAGCAGCGUGAAGAGGUUAGCAUUGAGUCUCCGGGCAGACUUUGGUUCCUGCCUCCGCCGCAGCAGUGAUCGCUUAGUUAAGAGUGCCUAGAGUAAUUGGACAAGAUGCCGAACAUCAAAAUCUUCAGCGGCAGCUCCCACCAGGAUUUGUCCCAGAAGAUUGCCGACCGCCUGGGCCUGGAGCUAGGCAAGGUGGUGACUAAGAAAUUUAGCAACCAGGAGACCUGUGUGGAAAUUGGCGAAAGUGUACGUGGAGAGGAUGUCUACAUCGUUCAGAGUGGUUGUGGUGAAAUCAAUGACAAUUUAAUGGAGCUUUUGAUCAUGAUUAAUGCCUGCAAGAUUGCUUCAGCCAGCCGGGUUACUGCAGUCAUCCCAUGCUUCCCGUAUGCCCGGCAGGAUAAGAAGGAUAAGAGCCGGGCUCCAAUUUCAGCCAAACUUGUUGCAAAUAUGCUGUCUGUAGCAGGUGCAGAUCAUAUUAUCACCAUGGACCUACAUGCUUCUCAAAUACAGGGCUUUUUUGAUAUCCCAGUUGACAAUUUGUAUGCAGAGCCAGCUGUCCUGAAGUGGAUAAGGGAGAACAUCUCUGAGUGGAGGAACUGCACUAUUGUCUCACCUGAUGCUGGUGGAGCUAAGAGAGUAACCUCCAUUGCCGACCGGCUGAAUGUGGACUUUGCCUUGAUUCAUAAAGAACGGAAGAAGGCCAAUGAAGUGGACCGCAUGGUCCUCGUGGGAGAUGUGAAAGAUCGAGUGGCCAUCCUUGUUGAUGACAUGGCUGAUACUUGUGGCACAAUCUGCCACGCAGCUGACAAACUUCUCUCAGCUGGAGCCACCAGAGUUUAUGCUAUCUUGACUCAUGGAAUCUUUUCUGGUCCAGCCAUUUCUCGCAUCAACAACGCAUGCUUUGAAGCAGUAGUAGUCACCAAUACCAUACCUCAGGAGGACAAGAUGAAGCAUUGCUCCAAAAUACAGGUGAUCGACAUCUCCAUGAUCCUUGCAGAAGCCAUCAGGAGAACUCACAACGGGGAAUCUGUUUCCUACCUGUUCAGCCAUGUUCCUUUAUAAUAGAAUGACUUCUGAAGCUUUUUAAAAAUAAAAACAACCCCGCCCCCCCUUGUUUUCCCUUGGUAUUUGAUGACAAACUCCGCAGAAGACCUAGCUUAUUCCAGUGUAGCUUUCUACAUCCCACAUCAACUAUUAGCGCUUAUCCUAAAUGGGGAAAUACAGAUUGAUAUUAACUACUGGGAUUCCUACCCGUGUUUCAUUCUGACUUCCUCCAUGAUCUUAAUGAGCCUUGCAGCUUUAACUAUAGUUCAGCUGCUGCAAGAUUUUAUACUUUUGAAGGUGUUGUGUAGAGGUGUGUGACUGUGAUUAGGGAAGCUCAGACUACUUUGCAUGUGAAUGCUUCAGGGUUUUCUUUGUUCAGAACAACUAGCAACAGAGCCAACCCACGUGGGACAAGGUCUCCAAGAUCCGAUGCUAAAUUACAGCAAGAGCUCUGGGCUGCCCUAAAUGUAGUCCUGGUAGCUUAGCAUCCAACAAGGCAGGAGCAGGCAGCUCAGCUUGAGCAGCCAUUGGGUGGGGGUUGGGGGGGUAGGGAGAGGCAGCACUUAGUGCAGCAAAUGUUUCUUGGGAGGAAGAAGCCUGAUCCAUCACCAUCUGCUUUACUGUGUAGCUCUGAUUCUCCUUUAUACCUGUUCCUUUCCAUUGGCUUACCUUCAUCCAUCUCGACCUUUUCCUGGCCAAAUAUCCUCUUGGGCCCAAAUGAUCAUCGUACCAUAGUCUUCUGGAAAGCAAACUUGCUUCCUGCUAUGUAAUUGCUAACAUUCCCAUUAGAUGAUUUGCUGUAGCUUAAUCUUCCUUAGCCUACUACUGCUGCAGCAGUAGGUUUUAGGUGAUAAUCGUAGUGCCUUUGGAUUCAUUUAAGUAUUUAAUUUUUAUCUUCCUUCCUUGGAUCUGUUUAGCCUCUCAAAUGACCUGAGAUUUCUGUUUUAAAAGAUUGAUGUUAUUGUCUCUUGUAGAGGAAACUAAUAAAGUAUAUGUGUCUUGA